AUUCUGCGAAAGAAAUUCGCUACUUGAAGUUGUUGGAGAGAGCUUCAACUCAAGGGUUGAGUGAACACAACUGCCAUGGAGGACGAAUGGGAGGAGGAGGAGCAGCUAGUUGUGGUAGAACUGUCUGGAAUGAUCGGCUCUGAUUUACUGUCCAGUCGGCAGAGCACAUGUAAGAUAGUGGACAUCGACAGCGAGCAGCCCAUGAUGCAGGUGGGCCGGUAUCUGUUCGCUGGAGAAUACGAGGACGCCAUCGGAACAUGUGUGUUAUUCGAAGAGAAUGGUGCAGACUCUAAACCAGCCCUUAAAUACAAAUGUCACACAAUGAAGAAGCUGAUGCUGCAGCGGACGUUUCUCUCCGAGAGGAAGGAGGACGAGCCCGUCUCUAACCGCAUAGAGGUGCUGGCUCUCCACGAUGAGGAGUUCGGACGCAAGAGCGCAGUUUGUCACUACCUGGAUCCGAUAGACACAGAGAAAUCGGCGCUUGACGAAUCUAAAGAUUGCAAUGACCCAGAGAUGAGCGAGGCAUCAGCGGAUGAACUGGAGGAGACUCUUCUGGAGAACUCCACCGAGGAGCCGAUGAACGCCAGCACUUCUUCUGUACUGGCGGCUGUAGAAGAAAAGGACGAUGGCUCUUGAGAGACCGCUUGAUUUCUGACAAUGUACAUUCUGCGUCAUGUACAUAUUCUGGUUAAUAAAAGUUUUGUAUUUUGUAGUGUGGAUGU
Molecule: messenger RNA, 722 nt
Organism: Pimephales promelas (fathead minnow)
Lineage: Eukaryota; Metazoa; Chordata; Actinopteri; Cypriniformes; Leuciscidae
Gene: gtf3c6
Product: general transcription factor IIIC, polypeptide 6, alpha
Biological process (GO): transcription by RNA polymerase III
Cellular component (GO): transcription factor TFIIIC complex
Source: RefSeq, a predicted model, not a curated record